CCAGCCCCGGAGCUUAAAACUAGUCGACUAUCCUCCCCUAAUAUGCCAAGGACCAAUUCUGUUCCAGAGAUAACGCAGCACAGUAGAGCCGAUGAAUUUUCCGCAGCAGGGACAGCAGCAAGACGAUCUGUUAGGGAUGUUCUGGGCGAUUCGGCCGACACAUAAUGCAAUGUCAUCUCGUCCGAAUAACAAAAAAAACACCACCAACCCUCAGAGUCUCGCCCCGCCUGCAAAUCACGCAGGCUCAGAUCACUGCUUUGACUUGCUGGCCAAAGAAUUAAGUGUGGUACCGGACAGAGAGGUGCCGCCCACCAGCACAGAAGUCACCCAAGAUACCAAGAGCAACACACCAAUGGGUGCCAGUACCGCCGCCGGGUAGCGGAGCGGUCAGCUCGACAAAUGCCAUGAUUACGAGGACGAUUCGAGCAGCGAUAGCCGACAUUCGCCAGGGCUGAGGACUAAGAGUGACGAAUCGGGGCACGACGCAACGCUGCGGUAUUCGCCCUGCCCAGCAGCACAAGAGGCGUGCGUGCGUGAAUGCACGUUGGCACGUCAGGCUACUGGCGGCUGAAUUUUGUAGCAGGCAUGACUGGUAACGAAAUGAGGAUAUGAUGAAAAAAGAAGUGGACGACGCAAGUCCCAGAAACUCUUGGAGG
[Torrubiella] hemipterigena is the source of this 656-nucleotide messenger RNA. The record is from the annotation of a GenBank genome assembly. NCBI's taxonomy places the organism in Eukaryota, Fungi, Ascomycota, Sordariomycetes, Hypocreales, Clavicipitaceae.